Messenger RNA from Perca fluviatilis (European perch), 3714 nucleotides. It is a transcript of the gene ofcc1, whose product is annotated as orofacial cleft 1 candidate 1. Gene Ontology annotation, cellular component: perinuclear region of cytoplasm. NCBI's taxonomy places the organism in Eukaryota, Metazoa, Chordata, Actinopteri, Perciformes, Percidae. The record is from RefSeq and is a predicted model, not a curated record. The coding region runs from base 1 to 3444 and encodes 1147 amino acids. The transcript has 24 exons.
AUGCCUUAUGCCAAAGGCCUUGACAUUGUUCAGAGAUCAGGGUCAGCCAGUGAUGAUCUUUUGCAGUUUGUGGAGAUGGACACCUUUAGCAGUAAGUUACAGCAGAAGGCUCUGCAGCAACCUAAGCAGAAGAAAUCCAAGUCGGCUGAAUUUCUGAUGGGUGAAGAGGAGCGAGCCGCUGUGGUGGGCAUAGAAAACCCAGCCUUCGAUGGAGGAGGAAGCACCGAGCUCUCUGUUCCUCCUGUUUGGCUGGGGAGAGAAAUUCGAGGUGACAGGCCAGAUAGCACCCUUGCAGCUCACCAAAAAAAAAUGGAGCUGCAAGCCCCUGCCAAAGAAAGAGGAAAUAAACGUGCCCAAAAUUACUUUGACCCGUCGUCAGCAGAGCAGACAGACCCAAGGCAUUGCGGGAUGGCUGGGGUCAGCGCUGAAGAUGAGCUGGAAUUAACAAUAUUGAAUGCUGAUGAAAACAGGCUGUAUCAAAGAAUGGCUGCAUUGCUGGAUGAGGAUGAAACCUUCAUGAAUAUACCUGGUACGCCGCUAGCCUCCAGGGAUGAGGAGGUGUUGGAGGUGAAGGCGGGUGAUCCGGUGCUUCAGCGGCGACUGCUGCUCCACGGUGGUGGUGAUGCCUCGGGCUCCAGGCCCUCCCUGGCCCAUACCAUUGCCAAAACCCAGGCUAUGGCUGGUGCUGGGCUGGGAGCAGAGGCUGGACUCGAAGCAGGGAGGAUGGUAAUGGGCAGAGAGAGCACUGUAAAAAUGAGGAGAGCUGAGGAGGUGAUCCCCCACUACGCCCAGCAGCUGAGGGAGCGUGUGCGGCCUGACAUGAUCACGCUUGGCAGCCUUUCACUGCAGCAGAAAGCAGCUCAGAAGGGACAACUGAAGAAGAGUGAGUGGGCAAAGAGAAAGGAGAGACUGAUGGCCUCCUUCACUGGGAAUGUUCAGGAGCCUCAUUCACAAAGCGACUGUGACGAGGCAGUGAGAGAAGCACCACAGCCCAGGCUGAACACACUGCUUCAGUCCAGCAGAACCAUUGAAAGCCCAUCACUAAGAGAGCUUGGGGAAGGCAAAGAGGAAGCAAUGGCCAAAUACGGCCAGAUGACAGAGCUCCCAGAAUCCUCCUCUUCAGCAUCAUGGCCCGCGUGGCAGGUAAACCAGAGCACAACUCCACAGCCUGUGGAGGUGUAUGUGUGUUGCCUAAGAGCCACCAGAGAUAAGCUACCCAGGGGCCUCUACACUGUCAGUGUGGCCCUUCACAGCCGUCUAGGGGGUCCAGCUCUGGCCUUGUGCAGUAAGACGGAGCAGCGACAAUGGGCGGCUGCCACCGAGCCGAUCGAGCAUCGGGGACGCUUCUUUGACAUUGACCUGCAGCUUAACCAGAGCCUGUUCAUGAUCUUACCUGCAGCCUGUGAGGUGGUCCCCUCCAUGGUCCUGGUAUUCCAACUGACUGCACUACCGGGAGAUAGCAGCCACGUCAGCUCUGUGCUUGCAUGGGGGGCAUUUCCUGUUUGUGGGCCGAGUCUCAGUCUUAUCCAGGGCAGGUUCAAAACGCCUCUGCUCAGGGGGGAGCCGAACACACAACUGGACCAGUUUAAAAAGAUUGAAGCCGUCAUCUCUUCUGAUCUAGACCACUGGCUGUGCAACCUGUACUUUCAGGUGAAGAGGCUCCCUUCUGGAACGUCUGGGGGACCAGAGCGCUGCAUUACCCUAUCAAUACCUCCACCCAACCCCUUUGCCAUGCCCCAACCUGAGGGCCAUCAUGACCAACCACAAGGCCAACUGCCACUCCAGCCCCCAUCCCAGGCCCAGCUGCGUCCUCAUCCCAUUCAUCCUCAGUCAUAUCCUCAACAGCAGCCGCGUGCGGGCCCCAGCAGCAGAGCAGGAGAGCCCGCUGUGGUACAUUCUCACCGGGGGUCUCCUCUCCACCUGUCAGCUGAUUCUGCCUGCUCUUCCUCAUCUCUGCCAGGGAAGAAUUCCUCCUCGGGAGCCAUUUCUGGAAACACGGGAGAGAAGAGGGAUCCAUGCAGGGAGAAAGCAGAGGGUGGGAUUCACUACAAGAAGAAGCCAAUCAAGAAGACAAAUAGCUGCGGCCCCAGCAUGAGCGGCAGCAGCGCACCGCCUCGGCAGGCAGACAAACAGAAGAUGCAGCCUUCAAUGGAGAACCUCUCCACGGAGGAGAUGGAGGAGUAUACAUUCUCCCUACAAAACAGAUCAGCACUGACUGGAUCUGCUUCCUGCCCCUCACGUCUGUCCGAGCGAGCCCGCCUGGCCAUCCGCAUGCUGCCGUCCGAGCUGGGCCUGCCGUUGCCGUGGCAACAACAGCCGCAUAGUAGCUGGUGUGGCUCCGUUCGGCAGCUCGGCCUCAUUAUGCUGCUGCUGGCUUUGAUGUGGUUUGUGAGGCUCUACCUGCAUUACUGCAGCCAGUGGCUCUACCUCCAGGCCAUAGCAGUUCCUGUCAACAAAUUCCAGUUCCACGCACACACCGUGGACCUGGUAUACCAGAGUUCUCUGCUCCACACCCGGGAGGAGCUGGCGAUGGUGGUGGUGGGUCCCCUGACCUUGAACACAGUAACGUUCCUGCUGGUUCUGAUCAGAUGGGGCUGUCAACAGAUAUUUGGCUCACUCCCUUCCUUCACGUCAAAGUUUAUCAUGGCUCAGGGAGUGUGGACAGUCCUCGACCCCCUGGCAGUCUUUGCAGUGGACGCCGUCCUCGGGCGUCUUGCCUACAGCCCAGACACACCGGUGGGUGAUGCAGCCAAGCUUUACUGGCACUUCUAUCGAGUUGACCAAUCAGGUGCAGUGGGAGUGACCAUCACUCUCUUCCUCUAUGCGGUCCUCUUCCUGCUCUCCAUCACCAUCCUCUUCAUUUACAUGCUCAGAUUCCACAACGAUGGUCGCAUGCUGGACGUCUUUCAGCGGCUCACAUCCAGGGAGGGGACAUACUUUCUGCCUCAAGACCUGGAGCUGUCCAAUCAGGAACUGAGCUACAUUGUCAAGAAGGCGGAGCAGUGGAGAGGCUUCAAUGGGGAGAGGCGUAAGGUUGCAGUUUACGACUAUAUCUGGACGAUGGAAGAGUCCUCGGCAGCCCCUGCAGCCCCUAGUGACCCCCCAAGGGAGGGGGCACCCUUACCAGUUGGUGAGACCAGCACCCAUGUGGCAGUCCACACCCUGUACCUGAGUGGGCAGAAACAAAGAUACAGGCACUUCCUCCGACAACCUGAUGGGGCUAUCAUUGAGGUGAUUGGUGACAUGGAAGGGUUGGACAAUGCAACCAGGAUACUGCCCGGCCCGGGUCAGGGCUCUGCCGAUCAGAGAACGGACAAGGAAGGUGCCAGUGCUGCACAGCAGCUACGGAAACGGAAGAAACUGUUUGGGCGGUCCCAUCGCGUUGAGCCAGUAGGAGGAAGCGGGUGUGGCUCCAGUUUUGCACUGCAAGACCUCAACCAAUGAUAUCAAAGCAAAGGAAGACAUAGUUGGACCCUAAGCUUAUGUAAGUCAUCUUAAUCUGUUUCAAAGCAAAGGAAGAGUUGGACCCUAAGCUUAUAUAAGUCAUCUUAGUCUGUUUAACUUGAAGUCUCUGCAAAAUACUGCAGUAGUUAUCACAUUUCUUGAAUACUUGAAUGAUUGAAUGAUACCUUUGUAUAGUGGUGGAAUUCAAAUAUAAAAAAUUAUAAACUGACUUUUUCUCACUUGUAAGUAGCUCAACACUGAUGCUUUAUU